CGACACAACUUCAGUUCUGAGAUUCCCCAGACCUACAAUGAUGCUGCGAGUUCUGAUCUUCUCUGCCCUCCUUUGCCUGGCAUUGGCCCGUGGCAGCGGUGAAGAAAGGGGACACUCUGGAGAGAAUCAAAGUGAGAUCCAUAUUGAGGAUCAUAGUGGGAAGCGGGGCCACUGCCCAGUUGUUCCCUCUGGUAAUAACGUUACCCUCGCUGCCUGUAACACUACUUGCCCCGGGGGCGCCAACUGCUCUAACAUUGAGUGCUCCUCUGACACCAACUGCACCGGAAUCCAGAAAUGCUGCAACACCAGCUGCGGAAUGGCAUGUAUGAACCCCGAAUACAAGACACCGUGUGUGCAGGAUGCAGACUGUGCUGGAAUCCUAAUCUGCUGCAGGGGGCGCUGUGUUGCUCCUAAGCCCCCCAAGAAAGGGUCAAGAGAAAUGACCAACAAAUCCAGAUGUGACUGAGGAGAGAAUAACCAAGCGACUGAGGAGUCAGCGCACAAAUAAGAUCGGCUAAAACUUUACGUAUUGCGGCAAAAAUUUCUGAAAUAAUAAACUAUAGCAAAUGUCA
Molecule: messenger RNA, 572 nt
Organism: Xenopus tropicalis (tropical clawed frog)
Lineage: Eukaryota; Metazoa; Chordata; Amphibia; Anura; Pipidae
Product: waprin-Phi1
Exons: 4
Coding region: 38-466 (142 amino acids)
Cellular component (GO): extracellular region
Molecular function (GO): peptidase inhibitor activity
Source: RefSeq, a predicted model, not a curated record